AUGAACGGUGGCGAUGGAAGAACGAUCGUUUUGAACCCUCAUUCCGAGACGGGAAAAACGGUCGUGCUCCUCUCGUUUGGAUUCGUCGCACAAGCGAUGCUUUUAACGCUCACCUUCCUCUUCGCCUAUACCUUGGCGAAAACGCAAACGAAAAGAAAACUCGUCGGUUUAAAAGACGUCUUGAGACAAAUCGCGGACGAAAACCACCCAAAUACGAUUUUAAACCCGGAGAGUUUACGGAAAAUCAUCGGGACGUUACCGAAAUGGGUGGACUUUUCGGACUACCAUCGAGUGCCUUGGCUGAAUAAAGCGGUGAAAACGAUGUGGCCGUUUCUGGAUAAAGCGAUCGCUUCGUCGGUUAUUUGGGCGUUAUCGGACGUGGUGAACGAUUUAGCGAAGAUGAGUAAACUGAAGAUUGGGUUUCGGACGUGGACGUUAGGGGACGAGCCGCCGAUUUUAACCGCGGCGAAAGUGUUGGACGACGUGGAAGGCGAGGUCACGUUGGAUUUGGAGUUUAAGUGGGUGGCGGUGAAACCAGAGGUGGUUUUGGACGUGAAAGCGGCUGGGAUUAAUUUACCGAUUAAGUUAGAACACAUAGAGGCGUUCGGGGUGGUGAGGUUGGUGUUCACGCCGUUAGUGCCGUGGUGGCCGUCGUUCGACGGGAUGAAAAUUGCCUUCGUGGACAAGCCGACGAUUGAUUUUAGUUUGAAACUGAUUGGUGGAGAUAUCAAUACCAUUCCGUUCGUGGCGAGCUCGUUGAGGCAUUUAAUUACAAACUCGUUGGUGGACUUGAUGGUGUGGCCGCAAAAGAUUUGGGUGCCUAUGGGAGAAACGUGGGAGAGAGAGAACACGAAUAUUAGCGGGUUGUUGAAAAUCGGGAUCCAAAGCGCCGAGGAGUUGGUCAGCGGGAUGAACGUUUUAGAAAGAGGCGUGAGCGCGAUGACGAGUUUGAAGUCGUUCGUCGCGGUGGAGUUGAAUCAAAAGAACGCGCGAAGGAAAUACACGGAAGUGAAAGGUGGGCGGUCGCCGGUGUACGAGGAACAGAUUAGUUUGCGCGUGGACGAUAUUCGGUACUCGAAAAUCAAGUUUACCGUGUAUAACUCCAGCGUGGUUGGACGGAUGUUAAAAGGUGGAUUCGAUAACGGGAACAAACAGCGAGACAACGACGAGGAGCAAACGGAAAUAUUGAACACGGAAAUCGGGUUCGCGCUGUGCGAUUUGAGCGGAUUUCAAAUGAAGGAUUCGAACAAGACGUUGAGUUUGACUUUGGACAUCGAGAAGCCGGAAAUUCACGGCGUCGCGUCGAGGUCGACGCAAGUCGCCAAAGCGGUUAUUUAUUCCCCGUUCACGAUUUUAUCGGUCGGUGCGAGAGGCGUCGCCGCGGUUGGACGGAAAGCCAUGAAUGUAGAUAAAGUGGAAAAGAAGAGAGAAACGAACGGGAGGUUGCGCGUGACUUUGCAAUAUUUACCGUUUGAGGAUAGAAAUAAUAAUAAUAAUGCAAACACGGAGACAACGUCGAGUGAGAGUAGUAAUAUUAAUAAUAAUGCUUCAGCGGUGAGGACAGAGUCGAUGAUGGUUUCCAAUUACGUUGGAACCGACGCGGCUAUUCGUAAAGGGAAAGAGUACACCGGCGUCCUGUACGCGCGCAUUAUUCGAGCGGAUGCGCUUCGCGCAGCUCGAGGUAUUAACCCCGACCCGUACGUGAAAAUUAAGUUCGGGAAACAAAAACGCAAGACGAAAACGAAAGUUGACACUCGGCGACCGACGUGGGAGGAAGAGUUUGAGUUCAUAGUCGAUACGGCGGAAUCGAGUCGAAGCGCGAUUGAAAUUUCGGUUUGGGAUCGCGCGCCGUUGGGUAGAAAACAAAGUCUCGGGACGCUCAGAUUACACUCCGGCGAUAUCUUGUCGCAAUGUUUGUCCGUGUUUAAAGAUACCGGCGCAGAAUUUAUGGAGAAGAAAUUUGAGUUGGCGAACGUGCCGUGCGGGACGCUGUUGAUUCAGUUCGAGUUUAUAUCCGUCUCGCAAGCGCCGGCGUUGGAGACAGACAUCGAAGAGGCGAAGGAGGCGUUGAUUCAAACCGAAAUGAAACGGUUGACGACAAAGAAGGAGAAAAAAGCGUCGUCGAAAAUUUUAUCUUCCGCCGAGGUAGCGGCAGGAUCAGCAGUGACAGCCAUUCCGGAGAAGUUUGAGUGGCGUCAAAGUAGUCCAGGGAAGGUUGUCGAUUCCGCGCCGACGGAGCCGACGAUACCAAAGAAGAAGAAACCUCUCGGGAGACGAAUCGCGAGCGUAUUUCGAAGCAAACAGGAGAAGGAGCGCAAAAAGAUGGCAAAGAUGGAAGCGUCGUACGAGGAGAGUGAAAGCGAUGACGAUGACGACAUCGACGAAACCUUGGAAACGAAUAGAAAGCUCUCUGCCGUUCCGGAGGAGACGGGGGAUGCCGAGAAAGACCGCCGGGCGAAGAACAACAGACGAAAAUCCUUACACAUAAACAUCGAGGAUCUGAACAAAGUCAAAAUGGGGUCGCCCGUAUCCGAACACGAAUCCGUCAUCCAAAAGAGGAAAGCGUAUUACCGCGCGUCCUCUAAGUUCGGUGACUCGAACGAAACGCUGAAAUUCAAAUCCGCGUUGGAUGAAGUUUUAGAGAAGGAAGAGGCGAAGAAACAGCAACAACUACAAAAUAUGCUCGCGAGUCCCAAAGGAAAGAUGAAUGCGAAAAGUAAACCGAUACCUGGAGCCGUCGUUUCCGAUUCUAGCGAAGAGGAGCUCGAACACGACGAACGUGAGCGACGACGGAUACAACGCCUUUCGAUUGGUGCCGAAAAUUAUUCGAGCAACGCGGAGACGUCCUCGGAGUCUUCCUUCGAGUCCGGCGACAGUAUCUCGGAAUUCUCCUCCGAAUCUGAAAUCGACGAUGAUAAAUACGACUCCACGACUCGAGAGAAACGUUCGACGCUUCGCAAAGCCUUGCGACGAAUGAAGCGCGAAUUAGCCGGCAGAACACCCAAACACGACAGAAUUCGCGAUCGAGAGUUUUACGACAAGAAGAAAGCGGAGAGAGACGCCGAGAGAAAGAUGGAACAAGCCGUUCCGGGAUACGAGUGGCGAAGUAAGAACCAACAGUGGAAACAAAAAGACGUGACCGAGUCAAGAUUUACGAAAGCCUAG
This is a messenger RNA of Bathycoccus prasinos, 3165 nucleotides long. Its product is annotated as plant synaptotagmin. Bases 1 to 3165 code for a protein of 1054 amino acids. Gene Ontology annotation, cellular component: endoplasmic reticulum. NCBI's taxonomy places the organism in Eukaryota, Viridiplantae, Chlorophyta, Mamiellophyceae, Mamiellales, Bathycoccaceae. Gene Ontology annotation, molecular function: lipid binding. The transcript is spliced from 2 exons. The record is from RefSeq and is a predicted model, not a curated record.